This is a messenger RNA of Aspergillus mulundensis, 2610 nucleotides long. Its product is annotated as ATP-dependent RNA helicase SUV3. NCBI's taxonomy places the organism in Eukaryota, Fungi, Ascomycota, Eurotiomycetes, Eurotiales, Aspergillaceae. The transcript is spliced from 2 exons. The record is from RefSeq and is a predicted model, not a curated record. Gene Ontology annotation, cellular component: mitochondrial degradosome. Gene Ontology annotation, molecular function: hydrolase activity, acting on acid anhydrides; RNA helicase activity; ATP binding. Bases 1 to 2610 code for a protein of 869 amino acids. Gene Ontology annotation, biological process: mitochondrial RNA 3'-end processing; RNA catabolic process.
AUGAAAGAUAACGAUUCAAUCACAAACGAGGAGGAUGCUGCGUUAUGGCAACGAUUUGAGCGCUACGUAAAGAAUGCCUGCAAUGUUACGGAAACGGGAGAGCAAUCGAAGGGUUCCUUGCUCCAAACAAAAAGCACGUUAACUAAGGCCUAUUUUAAGGAUGGUCUUGCUGGAUUGAGAGUUGAAUUGGAUCAACUUUUGUAUGCGUUUGACCUCGAUGCCAGAUAUUCAGAGCCCAACUUGGAGCAGCAGCGGAAAAUCGCAGACUUGCGAUACCCCGCCGAAUGGUACGCCCAGGCACGAGCUACCCAGCGGACAAUCCAUUUACACGUCGGACCAACGAAUUCGGGAAAGACAUACCAUGCCCUGAAGCGAUUGGAGACAUGUAAAAGCGGCUUCUAUGCAGGGCCCUUGAGGCUCCUGGCGCAAGAGGUUUAUCAUCGUUUUAAGACAAGUGGUAUCCCCUGUAACCUUGUCACGGGCGAUGAAGUAAGGAUAUCUGAAGGUGAAAAGGCAGUAAUCGUGAGCAAUACAGUUGAGAUGGCCAACUUAGGGCAAAACUACGAUGUUGGUGUGAUUGAUGAGAUCCAGAUGAUAGCCGAUCCGAGGCGCGGUUGGGCCUGGACUCGUGCUGUCUUGGGAUGUCAAGCGAAAGAACUUCACCUAUGUGGAGAGCUCAGAGUGGUGCCUCUGAUUCGGGAGCUUGCAGCUCUCACCGGAGACAAGCUUGAGAUCCACCGCUAUGAGCGAUUGAACCCGCUGAGAGCUAUGAAACAUAGCCUGAAAGGAGAUUUGUCCAAACUUGAGAAAGGGGACUGUAUCGUCUCGUUCUCCCGAGUUGGAAUCCACGCCCUGAAGGCCGAGAUCGAAAGGAAAACAGGUCGACGAGCUGCUAUUAUCUACGGUGGCUUGCCCGCUGAGAUCCGUACCCAGCAGGCAAGUCUUUUCAACGAUCCAGAUAAUGACUAUGAUUUUCUGGUUGCCAGCGAUGCCAUAGGCAUGGGUCUCAAUCUGAGCUGCAAGCGCAUCAUAUUCGAAACUGUCGUGAAGAAUCUCCGUACCGGGCUUCAGAGGCUCACCGUUUCAGAGGUCAAGCAAAUCGGUGGACGAGCCGGCCGCUAUCGCUCAGCAGCACAGCACGGAGAGGAUCAUCAGCAGGAUACAGAAAACGUCGGUUAUGUUACCUCUCUAGAAGAAGUCGACCUCCCUUACAUCCAAGAGGCGCUGAACACGGAAGCACCGCCGAUCAAUGCUGCGGGAAUCGCCCCUCCCGACCCUGUUUAUGAGAGAUUUGCGGCCUAUUUUCCCGGGAAUACCUCACUUGCGUACAUGGUCAACCGGUUAACGGAGAUUGCCAGGAUAAAUCCCCUCUUUUUCAUUUGCGACCCUACACCCUGUCUAGAGAACGCGGAGGUGAUUGAUGCAGUGCCUGGCUUGAAUCUCACAGAUCAGUUGACCUUGAUGGCUGCACCCAUCGGUGCACGAGAAGAAAUUGGACGCAGAGUCGCGAUGGCUUUCGCCCGCUGUGUCCUUGAGAACAAAAAUGGCCGACUCUUAGAUAUUGAGGAAAUCAACCUCGAAGUCCUUGCAGAGCCCGUGUCUGGAAACAAGGAAUAUAUGCAUCAGUUGGAAGCGCUGCAUCGAGCUGUGAUUCUCUAUAGCUGGCUCAGCUACCGCUUCGGAGGCAUUUUCACAGACCGCACUUUGUCAGUCCACGUGAAAGAACUGGUGGAAGAGAGACUGGUCAGGGCGUUGACUGAAUUCUCUGCCAACAAGAAACUCCGGAAGAACGCAUCUCUGCUUCGCCAGAUUGCCAUGGAGAAGCAGCAACGCGUACAGCGGGAAUUCGCGAGUGCUAAUGGAGGCGCGGAGAUUGAUCUGUCGGAAUCUGGUGAAUCCUAUGGCCCCAGUGCAUUCAAUGUGUCCGACAACGAGAACGCCACCGAGACAGAUAUUCUCGCAGAAAAGCAGGGCUCCGAGGUGGAGUCCGCACUAAGCAGCGCAACUCGUGGCAGCGAAGACAUGGCUGAGACAGAUAUACUCGCGGACGAAAACCAACAUGAGGAAGAGUCAACUCUGAGUAACGUGCUACACUCCAGUGAAAACGCUGCGAGGAUAGGUAUCGCGGCUAAUGAACACGGUGACGAGCAAAAGCUGGAGCUGGAGACCAGUGACAACACGCGCACUGGCGAAGACUCAAUGCCGGAAAGCAAAGAGCCGGCUGAGCAUGAUCCGGCUCACAGUGCUCUCGAGGAACCAUCCGAAUCAAACGAUGCUACAACUGAUAUCAAAAAUCUCAAAGAGUCUGCUGAUCACGAUCCAGCAGGCGGUGUUUCUGAGGAACAACCCCAAUCCGAGAAUGCUGCACCUGAAUUCGGAGAGUCUGCUGAUCACGAUUCAACAAGUGGUGUUCCUGAGGAACAGCCCCGAUCCCAGGAUGCCACGCCUGGUAGCGAAGAGUCUGCUCGGCAUGGUCUAGUGGUCCACAACGCUGUCGAUGGGGAGUCCGAGCUGAAGGAUGCCAUGCCGGAAAGCAAAGAGCCCGCUGAAAGCGACUCCGCGGCUCGCAACAAUGAGGAAGAGCCAGCACAGAAGACUUCCAAUCACUAG